AUGUCUGAGUUGCAAUUGCCGAAUGUCUCAUCUCAAAAUUAUACCAAUCGAACAACUGCAUUUCAGUUUUUACAAAUUGCUCAAAUCUUUUUUUCCCUACCAUCUUUCCUUUCAAUAAUUUUGAAUUCCGCGAUACUUAAUUCCAUUUAUUUUAGUAAAGAACUGUCUAAGUCACCGACAUAUUAUUUAAUUGGCAACAUGGUUAUAUCUGAUAUAGCAACUGCUAGUCUAUUUAUGACCUUACCAAUAGUAACGGUAUUUUCCUUGCCAUAUGCAGUGGUAGAUGCUAUCUGUCGCAUUUUAUCUUUAGUAACCGGCAUAUCUUUUAUGGCGUCAGUAUUAAGCUUAACUUCAAUCAGCAUCGACCGUUACUUAUCAAUUUUAAAACCAAUGUUAUUGGCAUCACGAACUAAAAAAUUAAAGAUGUUUAAGAUUGUUAUCGUUUUCAUAUGGUUACUCAGUAUAACCGCAUCGCUGCCCUUCAUUUAUUUAACUGGUGCUCUACCAGGACCGACAAAUUCUUGCGCUCUUAUGCAUCGUGGCAGAAUUGGUUUAAUUUUUUACUUGCUUAUAACAAUAAUUCUGUACAUUGUUCCAUUGGCUAUUAUGAGUAUCUUAUAUUUUAAAAUAUACCAAUUUCUACUUCAGCGAUAUAAAGAAGAAUCAUCAAAAGAACCUGGCGAAGUGAAAACUAAAACUUUUCUUGAUAACGCAAAACGGAAAUCAUUGAUCAGAACAUUAAUUAUCGUUACUGUAGUAUUUGCCCUAAUGACUUGGCCAUUUUUUGCUAUGACUUUGGGAAUGUCUAUUACUGGAAUUGGGAUUGAUGAUCUUGAAAGGGAAAGUUUAUUCUUGUUCAUUUUAUGCACAUUUGCUGUAUCCUUUACUGUGUGCACACCGGUUGUCAAUCCACUGCUGCUGAUAAAGUAUGAUAAAAAUAUACGCAGUCGAUCGUCAAUUCUUUAUAAUCGUAUUAGAAGAAGAAUCUCGCGUCAUAAUAAAAUCACUAACACAUAUACUUCUCAAACUCAAGGAUCAUCAACUCCAUAA
Molecule: messenger RNA, 1050 nt
Organism: Trichoplax adhaerens
Lineage: Eukaryota; Metazoa; Placozoa; Uniplacotomia; Trichoplacea; Trichoplacidae
Exons: 1
Coding region: 1-1050 (349 amino acids)
Biological process (GO): G protein-coupled receptor signaling pathway
Cellular component (GO): membrane
Molecular function (GO): G protein-coupled receptor activity
Source: RefSeq, a predicted model, not a curated record